This is a messenger RNA of Lodderomyces jiufengensis, 1560 nucleotides long. It is a transcript of the gene NOP5, whose product is annotated as RNA-processing protein. The record is from RefSeq and is a predicted model, not a curated record. Gene Ontology annotation, cellular component: small-subunit processome; box C/D methylation guide snoRNP complex. Gene Ontology annotation, molecular function: snoRNA binding. The transcript has a single exon. Lineage: Eukaryota; Fungi; Ascomycota; Pichiomycetes; Serinales; Debaryomycetaceae. The coding region runs from base 1 to 1560 and encodes 519 amino acids.
AUGGCUUACGUUUUAACAGAAACAGCAGCAGGGUAUGCACUUUUAAAAGCAUCAGAUAAAAAAAUUCAUAAAUCUUCAUCAUUAAUUGAGGAUUUAAAUUCAUUAGAAAAAGUAACUGAUCAAUUCAAAAUUCAUAGAUUUGAAAAAUUUCAAAGUGCAGCAAAUGCAUUAGAAGAAGCAAAUUCUAUAAUGGAAGGUAAAGUAUCAGAUUCAUUGAAGAAAUUAUUGGAAGAUUCCAAGACUGACAAAAAAUCUACAUUGAUUGUAUCAGAAACUAAAUUAGGUAAUGCUAUAAAUAAAUUGGGAUUAAAUUUUCAAGUUAUAUCUGAUGCUGCUUCAUUAGAUUUACAUAGAGCUAUAAAAGAAUUUUUACCUGAAUUAUUACCAGGAUUAGAUAAUUCAUCAUUAAAUCAAAUGUCCUUGGGAUUAGCUCAUUCUAUUGGACGUCAUAAAUUAAAAUUUUCAGCUGAUAAAGUUGAUACAAUGAUUAUUCAAGCUAUUGCAUUAUUAGAUGAUUUAGAUAAAGAAUUGAAUACUUAUGCAAUGAGAUGUAAAGAAUGGUAUGGAUGGCAUUUUCCUGAAUUAGCUAAAAUUGUUGUUGAUUCAGUUGCAUAUGCAAGGAUUAUAUUAACAAUGGGUAUAAGAUCAAAUGCUUCAGAAAUUGAAUUAUCAGAAAUUUUACCAGAAGAAAUUGAAGAACAAGUUAAAACUGCUGCUGAAGUUUCAAUGGGUACAGAAAUUACUGAAAAUGAUUUAGAUAAUAUUAAAGCAUUAGCUGAACAAAUUGUUGAUUUAGCUGCUUAUAGAGAACAAUUAUCAAAUUAUUUAAGUUCAAGAAUGAAAGCUAUUGCUCCAAAUUUAACUACAAUGGUUGGUGAUUUAGUUGGUGCAAGAUUUAUUGCUCAUGCUGGUUCAUUGAUUUCUUUAGCAAAAGCUCCUGCUUCAACUAUACAAAUUUUGGGAGCUGAAAAAGCUUUGUUCAGAGCUUUGAAAACAAAACAUGAUACUCCAAAAUAUGGUAUCAUUUAUCAUGCAUCUAUAGUUGGUCAAGCAACUGGUAAAAAUAAAGGAAGAAUUGCAAGAGUAUUAGCUGCAAAAGCAGCUUUAUCAGUAAGAUAUGAUUGUUUUGAUGAAGAAAGAGAUGAUUCAGAUGAUUUUGGAUUAGAAAAUAGAUCAAAAGUUGAAAAUAGAUUAAGUCAAUUAGAAGGUAGAGAUAUGAGAACAACAUCAAAAGUCAGUAGACAACAACCAAAAAUAGAUAUAACGGAAGCAAGAGCUUAUAAUGUUGAUGCUGAUGCUCCAAUCACAAACAAUAAUGUUGCUGAUUCAGAUGAUGAAGAAUCAGAAACUGAAGAAGUUGAAGAAAAAGUAGAAAUUAAAUCAAAAGAUAAAAAAGAUAAAAAGAGUAAGAAAGAUAAGAAAGAUAAAAAGGAUAAAAAAGACAAGAAAGAUAAAAAAGAUAAAAAGGAAAAGAAAAGAAAAAGAGAUGAUGAUGAUGAAGUGAGUGAAGAAAAAUCAAAGAAGAAAGAUAAGAAAUCAAAAAAAUCAAAAAAGGAUUAA